Molecule: messenger RNA, 927 nt
Organism: Phytomonas sp. Hart1
Lineage: Eukaryota; Euglenozoa; Kinetoplastea; Trypanosomatida; Trypanosomatidae
Source: the annotation of a GenBank genome assembly
AUGCCCAGCUUCGCGCAGUGGCUUCGAUCGUUUGUCUUUUCAGCCGACCCCGAUGCCGUCCUGUCCGAUCGGGUUCUUCGCAAUGAGGAGGCCCGGCUCCGGCUCGCCACGGCGCGUGUGGAGCAUCAGGAGCGGGAAAGGGCUCACGAGGCCAAAUUGGCGGCCCUCGAUCACGACCUUCACGCCCAUCAAGAGCGCUACGCCGAGCAGGCGAGGCCGCUGCUGCAGGAGUUCGACGACGUCGCCGUCGCCGCGCACUACUAUGAGGAGGUCAAGCACUUCCUCAUCAGCCAACGCGCGAUGGUCGGGAAGCUCGCGGCGGACGAACUCGGGCACUUCGCCUACCUGAGCAAAAAACUACUGUCGGUUUCCCUCAAUUUUGAGGCCCUCCGCCGGCGGCUGAGGUCUGGGGAGCCCUUUCGAACGGAGCUUCAGGCCCUCCUGGACGACGCCGAAAAUGAUGAGCUGCGGUUGAUCGCCGCGCCGCUGUUUUCCUUCGCGGCGAAGGGGGCGCCGCAGGGGGAGGCCGUGAGGGCCGCCGCCUGGGGCCUCGCGCGCGCCAUCGAGGAGACCGGAAGGGCCCCCGCACAGGAGCCGGUCCGGGGAUGGCUAAAUUUUUUGAAAUUUCGCACCACCUUUAGCCCAACGACCGUACAGAUGAAUCAGAUCCUCGCCCGUGGACGCGCACAGGUCUUUAUGCGGCAUAUGAAUACAGCCGACUACCCCAAUGCCCUGAAAGCCGCUGAAGAGGUUUUUGAGAGUCUAGAUAAAGAAAAUGAGGCAACCUAUGAUACGUUCCUCGCGACCUACCGGAGUUUUCGUAGGGUGAUCUUUCCACACAUCGCGGCGAAUAUUUUUGAUAUGUACGCUCAGUCCUCACUAAAUGAUUCUCGCUUUGCGUCUGUGGAAAGCGUACUGAAGGGGUGA